Amyelois transitella is the source of this 1032-nucleotide messenger RNA. RefSeq lists its product as uncharacterized. The transcript is spliced from 2 exons. The record is from RefSeq and is a predicted model, not a curated record. NCBI's taxonomy places the organism in Eukaryota, Metazoa, Arthropoda, Insecta, Lepidoptera, Pyralidae. The coding region runs from base 424 to 828 and encodes 134 amino acids.
ACUACAGUAUCUCUAUUUAGUUUUUGGUCUUUACUCUUUAUUUAGACAUUAUAAAUAAAUAUAAAAUCUGUGGUCACUACGGCACGCUUCCCCCGACUUUCUCUUCACCUCUCCUUUGGCUGGCCUGUCCGCCGCAAAUAAAUUAUACUAAAUAAAGAAAGCCUAUAGCAUCCGCUCGUCUGUCAGCCAGCCACGCCCGCCACAAGGCCACACCGCACCAAAUAUUACACCUCUCUUUUUAGUUUGUGCACAGCACAGCACAACUCCGUCGUCCGUCGCUUGCCUGCCCAAAAUCCAUCCCGACAAUACCUCAGUAUCACCUUCGUCUAACAUCUUUUUUUUUGUUAUUCUUCAAGUUUUAAGAAUAACCAUUCACGCAGAUUGAUAUCGCAUAUCCAACUUAAAGAAACUAGCACCACAAGUAUGCCGGCCAGUAACAUCGAUUUGUACCACAUGCAAGACGCCAGAAAUAAUUUCGAUGCCAUGCGACCUGCACCAGUUUGUGCCGAUGCCAAUCAGUUUAUGGGCCAAUGUCAGAAUAUUCACAUAUCAACAAACUGUUACUACGGAUUCCAUGACGCCAAGAGAUCAGAAACUAACCAUGUCACGACUGAUUGCGAAAUGUUCGACGUACCACAUGCCAAUAAUAUAGUCCCAGCUCAAUCGAAUAAUAGAAAAAGAAGUGCAGAUGACAUUGAAUAUCCUCAGAGCAAGCGUCAUCGUGAAGAGGGUAUGGUGCCACCAACUUCCAACAGCAACCCAUGCUUACUACGGCCAACCCACAACAAUCCAGAUAUAACUCGUUGUCUCAUGGUCCAUAUGAUUUAAUCUCUACAGCUAUAUAUACAGGAACAUAAACCUAAUUCAGCAAUGUCAAUUUUAUCUGCAGAAGUACAAAGAGAGAGAAACAUAGAACCUGAGACAAAUGAGAACAAGAUAUUGGAAGAGAAUUCAGAAGACUUAUUGGAGACUUUGUACUGGAACAUUCACGGCGGGAACAUAUUUCAUAUAGCUCAGUGUAUUUGAUGUGUG